This is a messenger RNA of Acanthosepion pharaonis, 576 nucleotides long. NCBI's taxonomy places the organism in Eukaryota, Metazoa, Mollusca, Cephalopoda, Sepiida, Sepiidae. The record is from the annotation of a GenBank genome assembly.
AUGCCUGAUAAUAUAAAAAGGCCUUUUCAUUAUCUAUCUAUGUCUCUUCCUGAUCUAUCUAUAUAUCUAUCUAUGUCUGUUUCUUCCCAAUCUAUCCCUUCCUUAUCUAUCUAUCUAUCUAUCUAUCUAUCUAUCUAUCUGUCUGUCUGUCUGUCUGUCUGUCUAUCUAUCUAUCUAUCUAUCUAUCUCUUCAUUAUCUAUCACUAUAUCUUCAAUUUCUAUCUAUCUAUCUUUCUAUCUAUCUACUUUAGCCUUUUCAUUAUCUAUCUAUGUCUCUUCCUGAUCUAUCUAUAUAUCUAUCUAUGUCUGUUUCUUUCCAAUCUAUCCCUUCCUUAUCUAUCUAUCUGUCUGUCUGUCUGUCUGUAUGGUUAUCUAUCUAUCUAUCUAUCUAUCUAUCUAUCUAUCUAUCUAUCUAUCUCUUCAUUAUCUAUCACUAUAUCUUCAAUUUCUAUCUAUCUAUCCUUCUAUCUAUCUAUCUAUCUAUCUAUCUAUCUAUCUAUCUAUCUAUCAUACCUUCAAUAUCUAUCUAUCUAUCUAUCUAUCUAUCUAUCUAUCUAUCUAUCCAUGCUUCAUUGA